AUGAGAAGCCCCGAAACACUGUUUAGGUGCUAUGGCGAGUGUGUCAAGAUUAAAACUAAGAGGUUCAAGCUUAAAAAUGCAUUAGCAAUAUUAUUUAGCACAAAAUGCGCUCGAUGCAACCGAGUAUUACGGCCAACAGAUUUUGUUUUUCGUUGUUUCAACGAUACUUAUCAUGCCGAAUGCUUUUCAUGCAUUUACUGUUCACAGCCACUGAAAAAGGGUGACCAAUAUUUGGUUGUCGAUGGACAAAUUAUUUGCCGUAUUGAUUACGAGAAUUAUGUUUGUGGUCGAAAUAUUUCACAGGGAUAUUAUGAUAUUGAUUCAGAUGAGCGAAAUCAAAAAAUUCCAAAACGGCCGAGAACCAUACUAAAUACGUCACAGCGAAAGGCAUUCAAAGCAGCUUUUGAUAAGAGUUCAAAACCCUGCAGAAAGGUACGUGAACAAUUAGCAAAGGAGACUGGCUUAAGUGUUCGAGUAGUUCAAGUUUGGUUUCAGAAUCAAAGGGCAAAAAUGAAGAAACUGCAAAGAAAACAAGAUGUAGGUAAAACUGGAUGUGCGACGUCUUCGGAAACUGAUACUAAAUCUAUUGAUGGUUCAAAAUCAAAUGGUGAUUCAGAUGAGGAUUUGGAUACAGAUGGUGAAGAAAUUCUAGAACCAGAAAACAGUUUAGAUGCCAAAGUAAAGUGUGAAAAAGACGAAAUCAGUAGUCCGAUAGAUAAGUUGUAUAACAUGCAGUCCACCUAUUUUGCCUUCUCCUGA
Messenger RNA from Enterobius vermicularis (human pinworm), 759 nucleotides. The record is from the annotation of a GenBank genome assembly. NCBI's taxonomy places the organism in Eukaryota, Metazoa, Nematoda, Chromadorea, Rhabditida, Oxyuridae.